Rotaria sp. Silwood1 is the source of this 297-nucleotide messenger RNA. NCBI's taxonomy places the organism in Eukaryota, Metazoa, Rotifera, Eurotatoria, Philodinida, Philodinidae. The record is from the annotation of a GenBank genome assembly.
AUGCAAAAUUUCUUUCUUGUUACUUCUGGUUCUCUUGCAGAAUAUAUAGUACCACAAGUAUGUCAAUAUGCAAAUAUUAAACAGAUAUUUAUUUUUUGUGCGUCAAUUACAUCACAUGCAGAUUGGGCACUUGAUUAUACUGAUCGAUUGUUAAUGUUCGACCAUCCAGAUGAUUUGUUGGAACGUUUAUGGCUCGAAAUGGAACGAUAUUUUCGAGAACAAGCUCAGGAAUGUAUCCAGCAAGCAGACGAUUUACAAGAACAAGCACAGAAAUACAAGCAGCCGCCAUGUGGAUAA